GGAAGGCGCUACGGACCCUUGUCAUUCUGUCCAUUCAAUGGUUAUGACUGGCCGAACGUCAUGUUUAUAUCUUGCAUUGCUCCAGUCCUUUCAGCUCUUUUACAAUCAUGCAUCUACUGCAUCGGGACAGGCAGGUUGAGGAGGAUGACAGAAUGCCUCACAUCGUCUCCUUGGGUACCUCAAGAACCUCCUGCAGGUCGCUUCCGGUCCUUGCAUGUUUGCCUGUUAUUCCACUUUGCAUCCAAGUCACGAUCCCGUACCAACACUGCCGAGUUCUCAAGAACUUCUACUGUAUCUGGCUUAGGACGUUGCCGGCCUCCACGAAAUGGGCAUGGUAUGAUGGUCCACCUUUUUACACAAUCAUGACCCGAACGUCCUGAGCAUU
Neurospora tetraspora is the source of this 385-nucleotide messenger RNA. RefSeq lists its product as uncharacterized. Bases 61 to 366 code for a protein of 101 amino acids. NCBI's taxonomy places the organism in Eukaryota, Fungi, Ascomycota, Sordariomycetes, Sordariales, Sordariaceae. The record is from RefSeq and is a predicted model, not a curated record. The transcript has a single exon.